This is a messenger RNA of Carlito syrichta (Philippine tarsier), 6852 nucleotides long. RefSeq names its product Ral GTPase activating protein catalytic alpha subunit 1 (gene RALGAPA1). The annotation marks the transcript as partial. Gene Ontology annotation, cellular component: nucleus; cytoplasm. The record is from RefSeq and is a predicted model, not a curated record. NCBI's taxonomy places the organism in Eukaryota, Metazoa, Chordata, Mammalia, Primates, Tarsiidae. The transcript is spliced from 27 exons. Gene Ontology annotation, biological process: regulation of small GTPase mediated signal transduction; positive regulation of GTPase activity. Gene Ontology annotation, molecular function: GTPase activator activity.
GAGUUGGACAUGAAUUUCAGAAGGUUUCAGUUGAUAAGUCAUUUUCUAGAGGAUGGAGUCGUGAUCAGCCUGGCCAAGCACCAAUGAGACAGAGAAGUGCAACAACCACUGGUUCCCCAGGAACCGAAAAGGCGAGGAGUAUCGUACGGCAAAAAACUGUUGCCAUGAGAAGCCGAUCCAUUGGUGAAUGUGCUCUGCCAUCGGCCUAUAUACGCAGUGCUAAAAGUGCUCCUGUUCUGAUCCAUACUUCCAAACCCUUCUUGCCUGAUAUUGUUCUCACUCCCCUUUCUGAUGAGCUUUCAGAUAUUGAUGAUGCUCAAAUACUUCCCCGCUCAACUAGAGUCAGACAUUUUUCACAAAGUGAAGACACUGGAAAUGAAGUUUUUGGUGCUUUGAGUGAGGAGCAGCCAUUGCCUCGAAGUAGCAGCACUUCUGACAUCUUGGAACCAUUCUCUGUUGAACGAGCCAAAGGUGCAGUUCCUGUCAUUGACAGUUCAUCCCGUCAUGCACCAAGCUUGCAGAGUUCCACAGAGGCUUCUUCAAUAACUAGAUCCACUGAAAGCCACAUCACUGAUACUCAUAGUAGAGAGUCUUCUCUGGAAGUUGGUGAUAGCAUAUAUGACCAUCUUUGUCAUUUAAUAGGUCCAGUAGAACUUGCAGAUUCAGCUUUUGAACAAAUCCAGUACAUUGACCUUGAAGGAGAUGACGAUCUUCUUUCCUCCCUGAAAGAAUAUUUUAAGGAAAACCAGGAAAAUCAUAGUAAAAAUGAGAUAGGUAAAGAUGCAACUUCUCAGGAAGUGACUGUUGCCGUAAAUAAGGGUGAAAGGUUAUCCUUAGACAAAUUAGAAUACAUAGAUCAGGAAAUUAAAACAGAAAAUAUCACUUCUUUUGUUGGGACUCCUGAAAACAUACAGUUUCAAAAAGAACAAAACUCAGCUGUUUUCAUGAGUAAUAUUGCACCUAAUCAGUUAGACAGUUUUAUUAGAACACAAACUUCUGAAAAAUCUAAGCAAGUAAACAGUGAUAAACAGUCAUCAUCAGAACCUAGUUCAGAAAGCCCUUGCGAUAAAGAGAAAAGGAGAUAUCUACAUAGACAGGCGGCCACAGAAUUAGAUGCUUGCAUAGAUGUAACACUAGUUGAAAAGCUUAAGGGUGUGCAAAUUAAUGAAAAAAUCAGUGUUCCACAUGUUAUGCGUGCCAAGAAAAUGACACUAAAAGCACCUGUUAACCGCAGAAUGCCUCAUGUUACAAAUACUAGCAAACUUUCUCCAACUAAAAGGAGCUUGUCUGAAACAGUAACUCAUAGAGCCAAAAUCAUGAAAAUUGCUACUAAAAAGCGAAACAGUGUUCAUGUUACUUUUAGACCAUCCACUGAGUCAGUUCAGUUUUAUAAUCCUCUGGAAAACAAAGAGGCUCCAUGGAAGAUGAGACUUCGGAAACUCAGUGGCUUUAGUAGUAAUAGUAGUAGUAGCAGCAGCAAUAGCUGCACCAGCAACAUGCAUACCAGCUCAAAUAGUGGCCCAGAGCUAGUAAAACCUGGUGUGUACAGGCCUCUAGAUAUGAUCAGUACAGUAUCAGUAAGUAGUAAAACAAUGAAGGAAUCCACAGAGAUUCCCACCACUGUGUUACAAAAAGAAGGAAUUUCUAGUAAUCAGUUAGGUAGUCGUAGUACUCUUAGGUCAUCAACUCAUGAGCCAGGACUACAGCAGGGCUCCCUGGGUGGCGUUUAUAAAACUGUUGUACAUGCUCUUUCGAAGCCGAAGGCAAAUGUUUCCCCACAGAGGCAGAACAGAAUGCCACCAGAGGCUCCACUGAGGGAUCUGUACAGUCAUGUAAUGGGCUAUUUUGGAAGGAAAGCUGCAGUCAAUAAAGAGGACAUGAGCCCAAAACUGCCUCCUCUUAAUAGUGAUAUUGGCAGCAGCAGUGCUAAUGUUCCUGAUCUGAUGGAUGAGUUUAUAGCAGAACGACUUCGCAGUGGCAAUGCCUCAACUAUGACAAGAAGAGGAAGUAGUCCAGGCAGCCUCGAAAUUCCCAAAGAUCUCCCUGAUAUUCUAAAUAAGCAGAACCAGAUGCGCCCUAUUGAUGAUCCUGGUGUGCCCUCAGAAUGGACUUCUCCUGCCAGUGCAGGGAGCAGUGAUCUUAUCAGCUCAGAUAGUCAUUCGGAUUCUUUCAGCGCUUUCCAAUAUGAUGGCCGAAAGUUUGACAAUUUUGGCUUUGGAGCUGAUACUGGGGUUGUAUCCUCUGCUGAUAUGGAUUCAAGUUCUGGCCAUCAUCAGAAUGCUGAAGAGCAGGAAGUGGCUAGUCUAACUACUCUUCAUAUAGAUUCUGAAACAAGCAGUCUUAAUCAACAAGCCUUCUCUGCUGAAGUUGCAACAAUUACUGGUUCAGAAAGUGCCUCCCCAGUCCAUUCACCUCUGGGAUCCAGGUCACAGACACCUUCCCCUUCCACACUGAAUAUAGAUCACAUGGAACAAAAGGAUCUGCAGCUUGAUGAGAAGCUCCACCACUCUGUUCUUCAGACGCCAGAUGAUCUAGAAAUCAGUGAAUUUCCAUCUGAAUGUUGUAGUGUGAUGGCAGGGGGUACUCUUACUGGAUGGCAUGCUGAUGUUGCUACUGUAAUGUGGCGAAGAAUGCUAGGCAUUUUGGGUGAUGUCAAUGCAAUUAUGGAUCCUGAAAUACAUGCUCAAGUCUUUGAUUACCUCUGUGAACUGUGGCAGAAUCUAGCUAAGAUUAGAGAUAACCUUGGCAUUUCAACUGAUAAUCUGACUUCCCCUUCUCCACCUGUUUUAAUUCCUCCACUGAGAAUUCUUACACCAUGGCUUUUUAAGGCAACCAUGUUGACUGAUAAGUAUAAACAAGGUAAAUUACAUGCUUAUAAACUUAUUUGUAAUACAAUGAAAAGAAGACAAGAUGUGUCUCCAAAUAGAGAUUUUCUAACACAUUUCUACAAUAUAAUGCAUUGUGGAUUACUUCACAUUGACCAGGAUAUUGUCAAUACAAUCAUCAAACACUGCUCACCUCAGUUUUUUUCACUUGGUUUGCCUGGUGCCACAAUGCUUAUUAUGGAUUUUAUUGUAGCAGCUGGUAGAGUUGCUUCGUCAGCUUUUCUUAACGCACCAAGAGUAGAAGCACAAGUUCUUCUGGGAUCUUUGGUUUGCUUUCCCAACUUAUAUUGUGAACUGCCUGCUCUCCAUCCGAACAUUCCUGAUAUUGCUGUGUCUCAGUUUACAGAUGUUAAGGAACUUAUUAUCAAAACCGUAUUAAGCUCAGCAAGAGAUGAGCCAUCUGGUCCUGCACGCUGUGUAGCACUCUGCAGUUUAGGUAUUUGGAUUUGUGAAGAACUAGUCCAUGAGUCUCAUCAUCCUCAAAUUAAGGAAGCUCUGAAUGUAAUUUGUGUUUCCUUAAAGUUUACUAAUAAAACAGUAGCCCAUGUAGCUUGUAAUAUGCUUCACAUGCUGGUUCAUUAUGUACCUAGACUUCAGAUUUACCAGUCUGAUUCUCCCUUGAAAAUUAUUCAAAUUCUAAUAGCCACUAUCACUCAUCUUUUGCCAAGUACAGAAGCUUCAUCUUAUGAAAUGGACAAGAGGUUGGUGGUGUCUUUACUUCUCUGCCUUCUGGACUGGAUCAUGGCCUUACCUCUAAAGACACUGCUCCAACCAGUUCAUGCAACAGGAGCAGAAAAUGAUAAAACUGAAAAAUCUGUCCUCAAUUGCAUUUAUAAGGUUUUACAUGGGUGUGUUUAUGGAGCUCAGUAUUUUAGCAAUCCAAAGUAUUUUCCCAUGAGUCUCUCUGAUUUGGCAUCUGUAGAUUAUGAUCCUUUUAUGCAUUUGGAAAGUCUGAAAGAGCCUGAACCUCUACACUCUCCUGAUUCAGAACGAUCCUCUAAACUCCAGCCAGUAACAGAAGUGAGAACUCAGAUGCAACAAGGAUUAAUCUCUAUAGCAGCUCGCACUGUUAUUACACAUCUGGUAAAUCACUUGGGCCAUUAUCCAAUGAGUGGUGGUCCUGCUAUGUUAACAAGUCAGGUGUGUGAAAAUCAUGACAAUCAUUACAGUGAAAGUACUGAACUUUCUCCUGAACUCUUUGAGAGUCCAAAUAUCCAGUUCUUUGUGUUGAACAAUACAACCUUAGUGUCCUGUAUCCAGAUCAGAUCAGAAGAGAAUAUGCCUGGAGGAGGUUUAUCUGCUGGCCUUGCAUCAGCCAAUUCUAAUGUCAGAAUCAUAGUACGUGAUCUCUCUGGAAAAUAUUCUUGGGAUUCUGCCAUACUGUAUGGCCCACCUCCUGUAAGUGGAUUGUCAGAACCUACAUCUUUCAUACUUUCAUUGUCUCACCAAGAGAAGCCAGAAGAGCCUCCUACAACUAAUGAAUGCUUAGAAGAUAUAGCAGUAAAAGAUGGACUUUCCCUCCAGUUUAAAAGAUUUAGAGAAACUGUACCAACUUGGGACACGAUAAGAGAUGAAGAAGAUGUUCUUGAUGAGCUCUUGCAGUAUUUGGGUGUCACUAGUCCUGAAUGCUUACAGAGAACUGGAAUCUCACUUAAUAUUCCUGCUCCACAACCUGUGUGCAUUUCUGAAAAACAGGAAAAUGAUGUUAUUAAUGCUAUCCUUAAGCAACAUACAGAGGAAAAAGAAUUUGUUGAGAAACACUUUAAUGACUUAAAUAUGAAAGCUGUGGAACAAGAUGAACUAACACCUCAGAAACCUCAGUCAGCAUUUUACUAUUGCAGAUUGCUUCUUAGUAUAUUGGGAAUGAAUUCCUGGGACAAACGGAGGAGCUUUCAUCUCCUGAAGAAAAAUGAAAAGCUUCUUAGAGAACUAAGGAACUUGGAUUCAAGACAGUGCCGAGAAACACACAAGAUUGCAGUAUUUUAUGUUGCUGAAGGACAAGAAGACAAGCACUCCAUUCUCACCAAUACAGGAGGAAGUCAAGCAUAUGAGGAUUUUGUUGCUGGUCUUGGUUGGGAGGUAAAUCUUACAAACCAUUGUGGUUUUAUGGGAGGACUACAAAAAAACAAAAGCACUGGAUUGACUACUCCCUAUUUUGCUACCUCUACAGUAGAAGUAAUAUUUCAUGUAUCAACAAGAAUGCCUUCUGAUUCUGAUGAUUCUUUGACCAAAAAAUUGAGACAUUUAGGAAAUGAUGAAGUGCACAUUGUUUGGUCAGAGCAUACUAGAGACUACAGGAGAGGAAUUAUUCCUACAGAAUUUGGUGAUGUCCUUAUUGUAAUAUAUCCAAUGAAAAAUCACAUGUUCAGUAUCCAGAUAAUGAAAAAACCAGAGGUUCCCUUCUUUGGUCCACUUUUUGAUGGUGCUAUUGUGAAUGGAAAGGUUCUACCCAUUAUGGUGAGAGCAACAGCUAUAAAUGCAAGCCGUGCUCUGAAGUCGCUGAUUCCAUUGUAUCAAAACUUCUAUGAGGAGAGAGCGCGAUACCUGCAAACAAUUGUCCAGCACCAUUUAGAGCCAACAACAUUUGAAGAUUUUGCAGCACAGGUUUUUUCUCCAGCUCCCUACCAUCAUUUACCAUCCGAUGCCGUUGGCUCCUACCCAGAGAUUCUACCCAGUGAAACUCCCACAGCAACGCAGGUAGAUGGGGCUGACCUGGCCUCUCCAAUGUCUCCUCGGACUAGCAAAAGCCGCAUGUCCAUGAAGCUGCGUCGUUCCUCUGGCUCAGCCAAUAAAUCCUAAGGAGACAAGCAGCCCAUCAGUGAUCCGCAAUAGCCACUUUAGCACGAGCAUAGGGUUAACCCUUUCAAGGCCUUCAUGUCUGCCAUAAUAUGCAUGUUUCUUCCUGUACAUUUAUUUGAGAGGACACUGGAUUUAAAUAAUUUGUAGCUUAAUAUUUUAGAUUUGGGUUAUUUAUUCAAUUUGGUUUUAUUCCCUCACUCUAAGCUGCCAUAUUGGGGGGGGGAGUUUUAUUCUACAUCCUUUACCUUCCUAGCUAAUUAUGUCUAAAUAGUUUUACUUUUAACUUCAUGAUUAACUUUGAGCCAAAAUAUAAUUGAACAAAUAGUCUCAUUAUUUAUUGUGCCCCAUUGCAGCUUUAUGGUUCAAUAAAUAUAUGAUUUUUUACAAAUGUAAAAUUUUCAAUUUAAGCAUUUGUAAAGUUACAGGAAAAUAUCUGUUAAUACACAAAAUUUGUACAGAUUAUUUGUUGUGAAAAUAAAACACUCAAAAUAAAUGGCCUUCUAGUAUCUCAAAUUCCAACUGAAAUAAGUUUAGUAUUAACUUUUCCUUCCCAAAGCAAGGUCUCAUUUCUUGGCUGUGCAAGUGAUGCCAUGGCAUAUCCAAUAACUAGAAAAAUCACUGUGCUGAACUCUGAUUUAUGUUUAGCUUCCAAAUAUUUUUCUAAUGUUUUACUUUUUAAGUGGUAUCACUGUUAAAUGCCAUUUCUGUUUUCAGAUUAUGGCCCUUUAUUAUCGGUUGUUAGAUCCUGGUGCAUCUAUGUUCUUUUUUAAGUACCAAAAAGGAGAAAAGAAGAAAAAAACUUUUCUGAUAUAAAUAUUUUGCUCAAAUUAUGUAUAUUAUUAAAAAAGAAAAGGGAACAUAACCCAGGAGUCUAAGUUAAAUCUAAUAUUGCUAAUACUGAACUUGCAGGCGCAGGUUGAUAUACAUUCCACCCUCCAGAAGUAUUUUCCUACAGUAGAUAAGCUGCUCACAUUUUGUUCUGAAUGGGCAUCUCCUAAGGAAAUGUAGCAUGAUGUUGGUACUAACUGCAUGUGUAAAUACAUCAUACUGGCAAACCAUAAAAUAUAAAUUAUGUAUCAUCAUUCAUGUUAUAUCUAUAAUUUGUAACAGCUGGGGAAAAGAUGACAUGGUAUUUAAUAAUACAAUAAAAAUAUUCUUACCACUUCCU